Messenger RNA from Eruca vesicaria subsp. sativa (arugula), 345 nucleotides. Lineage: Eukaryota; Viridiplantae; Streptophyta; Magnoliopsida; Brassicales; Brassicaceae. The record is from the annotation of a GenBank genome assembly.
AUGGCGUCUAAAGCGUGCACUCUCUUGUUCAUUUCACUCACUCUUACAUGUAUGAGAUCAGUGAGCAUACCUAAAGCCGAAGCAAAGUACAUAAGGUACCAUAGCUGCCAUACUGUAAAAGACUGCAUUAAAGAUAUAGAUUGUCUGAUUGCACCGGUUCAAUGUUUAGACUCACGGUGUACGUGUAUACUACCAGACCCAAGCAGAGAAAACCUUAACCUCAAACCAGCAGAGACGCCAAUUGUAAUAUGGUGCAAGUCACCAGAUGAUUGUGAAGAUAAGCUCGUUUGCAUUUCCGGAAAUUUAGUCUGUAAAAAUUCACAAUGUCACUGCUUAGAUGGUUAA